CACCCAAGUCCGGCUCGCCGCUACCGUGUUCGCCGCCCGCCAUGCUCAGGGGCAUGCGCCGGUGGAGCCCCGGCGCCCGCGCCUUCUCCGCGGCGCCGGCCGCGCGGGCCACCGUGCCGGUCGCGCACCUCGCCCCGCUCCCGGCGUCCCUGCCGGAGUCCGGCUACACCGUCACCCCGCCGCUCCAGCCCUGGCCGCGCCGCCUCACCGCGCGCUCGCUCGCCCGCCUCCUCCUCCUCCGCGCGCCCACGCCCGACGCCGCGGUCCUCGCCCUCCGCCACGCGCUCUUCCACGCCGCCCCUCCGCUGCCGCCCUCGCUCCCGGUCUUCGCCGCGGCACUCUCCCGCCUCGCCCGCGCCGCCGCCUCCGACGCCGGCGCCGCGGCGCGACUCCUGCCCCCCGUCCUCUCCUUGCUCCGCGCCGCACGCCUCCCGGCCUUCUCCGACCGCCCCUUCCUGCCGCUCCUCCGCGCGCUCCGCCCGCUUCCCUCCCUCCGCCUCUUCCUCUCGCUCCCGUCCUUCAACUCCCACCCCUCCGUCCGCUCCUUCAACGCGCUCCUCCACUCCAUCGUCUCCGCGCGCCGCCUCCGCCUCGCCGCCGCGCUCUUCCGCACUGCACGAACCAAGCUCUACAUCACGCCCAACCUCGUCUCCUGCAACAUCCUGCUCAAGGGGCUCGUUGGCGUCGGUGACCUCGAUGCUGCACUAAAGGUGCUCGACGAAAUGACUGGGUGGGGGAUCGUCCCGGAUGUCGUCACCUACACCACGGUUCUCACUGCCUACUGCAGCAAAGGGGAUCUUGAAGGUGCACAGAAGCUCGUUGAUGAUAUUAUUGCCAGCGGGCGUAGGCCGGAUGCUACAAUGUACACUGUGCUCAUAGAUGGGUACUGCAUGCGUGGGAAGCUACAAGAUGCAGCUAGGAUAAUGGAUGAGAUGGAAGCUGCUGGGGUGCAGCCGAAUGAGGUUACAUACUCUGUGGUGAUUGAGGCGUGCUGCAAGGAAGGAAAAUCUGCGGAGGCACGUGAUCUGAUGAGGGAAAUGCUAGGUGCAGGGUAUGUCCCGGACACACCACUGUGUGCUAAAGUAGUUGAUGUGAUAUGCCAGGAUGGAAAGGCAGGGGAGGCAUAUGAGAUGUGGAGAUGGAUGGUGAAGAAGAACGUCCCACCAGAUAACGCCAUCACGAGCACAUUGAUCUACUGGUUAUGCAAGAAUGGCAUGGUUCAGGAGGCGAGGAAGCUGUUCGAUGAGCUUGAGAAGGGGCUCGUGCCAAGCUUGUUGGCGUGUAACUCACUUAUUCUAGGAUUAUGCGAGAAUGGAGAGUUACAGGAGGCUGGGAGGGUGUGGGAUGACAUGGUCGAACGGCGAUAUGAACCAAAUGCAAUGACUUAUGAGGCUUUGAUCAAGGGUUUCUGCAAAAUGGGCAAGUCAAAUGAAGGUGCUGCACUGUUUAAGGAGAUGGUGGCCAAAGGAUGCACUCCAAGCAAGUUUAUUUACCAAGUAUUGGUUGAUAGCCUUUCUGAGCCAAGUUAUGAUGAUACUUUUUGCACUAUUGUUGAAGCUGCAGUUUUAAGUGGUCACGAUUUCUUGGAUGCUGAAUCGUGGGAAAUAUUUAUCAGAAAAGUGUUAGAUACAAAUGAAUCUUGGACAAAGCAUCUCGAUUUGGUGCUAACUAUGUAGCCACAAAGAAUUCAUAUUAUAGCUGGAAGCCUGGAACUUCUUAUUUGUUCUGAUACUUUUUCUCGUGAAAAUUAUAUCAUUGGACUUCUUCAGAAAAUUAAUCAGAUCAAAAGAGAAAUUAAAAUCCUUCAGAAUCUUGGUGGAGGCCCUGAUAUUGUGAAGCUGCUUGAUAUUGUUAGAGACCAGCACUCAAAAACACCUAGUGUGAUCUUUGAAUAUGUCAACAACACAGAUUUCAAAGUGCUUUACCCAACAUUGACAGAUUAUGACAUUCGCUAUUACAUCUACGAGUUAUUCAAGGCAUUAGAUUACUGUCAUUCACAAGGCAUUAUGCACCGAGAUGUGAAGCCUCACAAUGUUAUGAUAGAUCAUGAGCUUCGUAUUUUAUUGUUGACCAUAUGCUGCCAUCAUAUAUAUGGCCAUGACAGCCACGAUCAGCUUGUUAAGAUUGCUUAGGUACUUGGAGCAGAAUGGACUGAAUGCUUAUUUGAACAUGCACAGAAUUGAGCUUGACCCUCAGCUUGAAGCCCUCAUCGGAAGGUGCACCCUUAAUUCCAACAAUGGAGAGCUGUAGAGAACAGCAGGACGCGCGUAUAUAUAUAACUGAAUCAUCAGCUGGGCUCCAUCAAUCUUCAGCUGUAUAAUAGUGGUUGGGUCACUUGACGGAAACAAAAGAUUAUGAGGGAGCCUCGGUUGUAGCCUGUCUUUAACUACAUUGACAAGGAACGCAAAUUUAUUCAGAUUAUGAGCUUGAGAUGUGAUUGCGAACAUUAUUUUCAUGUAAGGUGUUUGCCAUAAAAGGUUAUCUGUUGGCAGAUUGUACCACUGUAUUAUUGAGCUUGUAAAGAAUUACCAACCAUUUGUUUGGACCCCAUCAAGCUCGUGAGCUA
Messenger RNA from Panicum virgatum (switchgrass), 2566 nucleotides. Its product is annotated as pentatricopeptide repeat-containing protein At5g16420, mitochondrial-like. NCBI's taxonomy places the organism in Eukaryota, Viridiplantae, Streptophyta, Magnoliopsida, Poales, Poaceae. The transcript has 5 exons. The record is from RefSeq and is a predicted model, not a curated record. Gene Ontology annotation, molecular function: protein binding. Bases 42 to 1676 code for a protein of 544 amino acids.